Messenger RNA from Sporothrix brasiliensis 5110, 981 nucleotides. RefSeq names its product methylenetetrahydrofolate dehydrogenase (NAD+). The transcript has 3 exons. Gene Ontology annotation, biological process: purine nucleobase biosynthetic process. Gene Ontology annotation, molecular function: methylenetetrahydrofolate dehydrogenase (NADP+) activity; methylenetetrahydrofolate dehydrogenase (NAD+) activity. Gene Ontology annotation, cellular component: cytosol. The record is from RefSeq and is a predicted model, not a curated record. Bases 1 to 981 code for a protein of 326 amino acids. Lineage: Eukaryota; Fungi; Ascomycota; Sordariomycetes; Ophiostomatales; Ophiostomataceae.
AUGGCCGACGUCCCAAAGACCUGCAAGGUCAUCCUUGCCGACAGCAUCGCCAAGAACCUCUUGACCGAGGUGCAGGACACCCGCGAGACGUUCCUGAAGGAGAAUGGCAUUGACCGGCAGCUGUGCCUGGCUGCAUUUUUGGCCAACGACGACCCGGCUGCCGUCAAGUACGCCGAGUGGUCGCAGAAGACGUGCCAGGAGAAUGGCUUCGCCUUUGAGCUGCACCGCGUCGAUAAGGAUGCCCUCGAGGAGGCCAUCAUGGCCGCCAACUCCGACGCCGCCGUCGACGGCAUCAUUGUCUACUACCCCAUCUUCCCGGGCAACCCGACGCACGACCGCUACAUCCAGGAGACGGUCUCGCUCGAGAAGGACGUCGAGGGCCUCUGCCACCGCUACCUGUCCAACAUGUACCACAACAUCCGUUUCCUGGACGCGCCCGCCAACCAGCUCAAGUCCAUCCUGCCCUGCACGCCGCUGGCCGUCGUCAAGAUCCUGGAGCACCUGCACGUCUACAACACUGUCAUCCCCUACGGCAACCGCCUCUAUGGCAAGACCAUUACCGUGAUCAACCGCUCCGAGGUCAACGGGCGCCCGCUGGCGGCGCUGCUCGCCAACGACGGCGCCACGGUCUACUCGGUGGACCUGACGGGCACGCAGGUGUUUACGCGCGGCAAGGGCAUCCGCCAACCGCGCCAUCAGGUGCUGGACAAGGGCCCCGAGUUUGGUCUGGAGCAGUGCCUGCCGCUGUCGGACGUUGUCAUUGGUGGCGUGCCGGCCGAGGGCUUCAAGGUGCCGACGGAGCUGCUGCGCGACGGUGCCGUGUGCAUCAACUUUUCGUCGUUUCGCAACUUUGAUGGUCCCGCCGUCAAGGAGAAGGCGUCCAUCUACGUGCCGUCGGUCGGCAAGGUGACGAUUGCUGUUCUUCUGCGGAAUCUUGUCCGCCUCGCAGCGAACAGCCGGGCCACGGCCAAGAAGGAGUAA